AAACUUCAAAAAAAUGUUUAGAAUACUAAAAUGAGCUGUUUGGUACUACCUGCAUACUAGAUACUCGUGUAGAUACAGUAUCGUGACAUAAUACUUUGAUAUGUUAUCGCGAACAGCUGUGAUACAUACCUAUAGAUAAAUUAGUCAAAGAGCAAAGUUCUUGCAAAUAGUACGUGUGAUUCAUUUGUAUUAAUAUUCAGUUCCUUUACAGAAUUCAUAAUGAGAAGUGUAGUGGACUGUAGACGGUGAAGGUGUGAAUAUGGAUGGUUGAGUGUGAUCCAGUGUAGCGUUGUAGUGAGCUAAAACAAACAGUGCAGUGAUGUCAGUCUUCUGUGUCAAGUGGUUGGUGCUAUGGUCGCUAUGGGCUGCUCGCCUGGUCCGCCAACCCACAGACACGCUGCAGGUCAGCAAUGGCCCUGUGAGGGGCAGCAUAUCCCCUGACGGCACCUUCAAGAGCUACCUCGCCAUACCCUAUGCUACCGUUCCACAUCGGUUUCAGGCUCCAGGUCCAGAACCGACGUGGGAGAGUACUUAUGAAGCGGUGAAUGAAAACGUGCGAUGUACGCAGAGCGUCGAGGACUCCUUCACGGUCGGUACUGCUGACUGCCUCUCCCUGAACGUGUUCACUCCCAUCGACGCCAGCCCUGACUCCAACCUGCCAGUCAUGACGUUCAUCCACGGAGGAGGGUACUUCAAAGGCUCAGGAAACAUGAUCUUCUACGGCCCGAGGUACUUGGUACCCAAAGGUGUAAUCCUUGUCACGAUCAACUACAGGCUGAAUAUACAAGGCUUUCUCUGUCUUCGCAUCAAAGAAAACCCGGGCAAUGCAGCUAUGAAGGACCAGGUUGCUGCACUUCGGUGGGUGCGAAGGAAUAUUAAAAAGUUUGGGGGCGAUCCCGAUAACGUCACAAUUUUCGGGGAGAGCGCUGGAGCUGCGUCCGUCUCCUUCCAUCUCUACUCUCCAAUGUCGAAGGGACUUUUCCACAAAGCCAUUACUCAGAGUGGGUCGGCCUUGGCUGCGUGGGCGUAUCAGUACAAACCAGUGUACCUGGCCAGUUUACUGGCUAAGGUGAUGCUGUAUGAGUCGCAGGAUCCACACGAGCUGUACAAGUUCUUCAUGACAAAGUCUGACGACGAGCUUAUCUUGACCCGGGUACCGAGGGCAGAGGGUAAUACUGUCAUCUCUGAAAUAUUGUACACGCCAUGUGCUGAAAUACCAAUAGAAGGGGAAGAAGCAUUUCUGUCAGAGCCGCCAUUCGAGCUGCUGGAGAAAGGAGCGUACAAUAAAGUCCCCGUCAUGAUAGGUACUAAUAAUGAAGAAGGUUUGCUGAUCAUCAGUAUGGAUAACAGCACAAUGAUACCUCGGCUGGAAUUUGAAAAGUCUCUGCCAAAGAAUUUAGAAAUCCCAGACAAAAAGACUAAACAAGAGGUUGCAGCAAAAUUGCAAAAAAUGUACAUGGAAGGAGAUGAUAUUUCGAUGGAUUCAAUAGUGAAAAUAUCGAGAUGGUAUGGUGAGCCGAAUUUGAACUAUCCUUCGUUGGCUGAGACGGAGAUGCUGCUAAAGUCGUCCGCUCAGCCAGUGUACAACUACUUAUUCCAGUACUCGGGCUGGAGGAACAUCCCCAAGAUAUUUUUGCCAAAACAGCUGAAGGCGGCAGACGGUGCUACUCACGCAGACGAUAUCUUCUACAUGUUCUCACACGAGAUUUUUGCUUCGAAUUUCGAGAUGAAAAUGAUAGAUCGCGUGACUACAAUGUGGACAAACUUCGCUAAGUAUGGGGAUCCCACUCCAGAAGGUUCCAGCCUUCCCAUAAAAUGGUUGAGGACAAACAGUACUACUCCUACAUCCCUGGUCAUAGACGAGGAGUUUCACACCGCCCCGCUGUGGUACAACAACCGGAUCAUCUAUCUAAGGGAGCUGUACUCCAAGUUUAGAAGAAAAGAUACCAUUAUUUUACAAUAGUUUAGUUAGUAUGUCAAUUGUUAUUUAAUCUUAAGUUUAUAGGGACUUUUUAAUUGGUAUGUUGCCAACCUAGUCAUUUUUGUUUAGUGCAAACUUAGCUACAAGAAUUUACAAAAGUUGGUUGUGAUUCAAGUAUUGGGGAUAUUAAUUAUAAGUUUGUAUGAGUGUGUAUUUGAAGAAAGCAAAUGCAAAGAAAGCGGGAGAUGAUUAGCAGAAGCCAUAGUAGAAUUAGUUCCCCGCCGACGAGCCGAACUACCGCCAUUUGCCACAACUAAGGCUCCUUUAUCUAUUGACCUCUGCUCGUAAACUGAAGGGACACUCGAGUGCAUUCUCUAAUUAGGGCAGCCAGGACCUUCCGAGGGUCGACCAAGUGGAACUUUGAACAUUCCCCGACCAGGAAUUAUUUAUUUUAUUGUCGGAAUGAAAAGUCACCGAUGCGUUGAGAAUUCCUUCAGCGAUUGUCUUGGGCUUUCAUUAAUUUUAAAACUCCAUUAAGCAAUGGGUUCCUUGAAAAUGUUCAUGUGCA
Spodoptera exigua (beet armyworm) is the source of this 2489-nucleotide messenger RNA. The record is from the annotation of a GenBank genome assembly. NCBI's taxonomy places the organism in Eukaryota, Metazoa, Arthropoda, Insecta, Lepidoptera, Noctuidae.